ACCGGGGUUCACUUCCUCUAGCGGUGUGACGUCACGGACGGGUUUGUGCUGCCAACGCAGCAGAGCUUUAAACACGUCUGUAGUUAAAGCGUCAUGACGUUAUUAUAAACACUCCGAGUUUUAUACUGUGUUUAUAUAUCAGUUUAUAUAUCAGUUUAUAUAUCAGUUUAUACAGCAGUCUGUAGUCAGCGCGUUUAUUUCACAAUCAUCAUCAUCAUCAUCAGUCGGGGUCUUCAUCACUAAGAUGGCGAGUCCUCGAACCCGACGUGUUCUGAAGGAAGUGCGGGUAAACGAUGGGAAUAACGUGUGUUUUGAGUGUGGAGCAUUUAACCCUCAGUGGGUCAGUGUGACGUAUGGAAUAUGGAUCUGUCUGGAAUGUUCUGGGAAACACAGAGGACUCGGAGUUCACCUGAGCUUUGUGCGCUCUGUCUCCAUGGAUAAGUGGAAGGACAUGGAGUUGGAGAAGAUGAAGGCUGGAGGUAACGAGAAGUUCCGUCUGUUUCUGGAGCUGCAGGAUGAUUACAACCCCAACUGGAGCUUACAGGAAAAAUACAACAGCCGAGCUGCAGCGCUGUUCAGAGACAAGGUGGUGACAGAGGCAGAAGGUAAAGAAUGGUCAAUUGAAACCUCUCUUGCUAAAAGCUGGACUCCUCCUCAGUCGAACACUGCACUGUCAUCAUCACACCGUGCUGCAGGUUCGGCUCACACGUCCUCACACUCUGAUAAGGCGUUUGUGGACUGGCUCAGUGACGACGUGAACUCCUACCAAGGUGGAGGAAGCGGCGCUCAGGAGAAUCGUUACGUGGGAUUUGGGAACACGCCGAAUCCUCCGAAAAAGGAUGAAGACUUCAUCAAUAACGCCAUGACGUCUAUUUACACAGGCUGGAGCAGUUUCACAGUUGGAGCCAGUAAAUUUGCAGCAGCUGCCAAAGACAACACGGCGAAACUGGCCAGUCAGGCGUCUCUAAAGGUGACUGAAUUAGGCCAAACUUUAAAUGAGAGUGUAAUCAGACCCACUCAGGAGAAGGUUAAAGAUGGAAAGUUAUUUGAUGACGUCACCGUCAGCUUCAAUGACUUAGCCUCCAAGGUUCAGGGUGCUGGAGCCAAAGGUUGGAAGGACAUGAGCUCAUUCUUCAGUGGAAAACCAGCUGAAUCUGCUGAUGGUCCUGCAGGGGGCGAUGAUUAUCACAGCGAAUCUGCUGGAUAUCAGAACAGUGACGGCGUCAAACAGACUUUCUGGGACUCGUUUGGCGAGAACAACAAGACCAAAAAGUCCCCGAGCAGUGAGAGCUGGACCCAUGUGGAGAACUCGGGUGGGAAGAAGAGCUCGGACAGCUGGGAGAACUGGGGCUCUGACAACAAGCACAGCACUGGGGACAGCUGGGAGAACUGGGAGAGCCACUGGGAGAACGGCGGAGACAACAAGAGCAAGAAGAGCCCUAAAGCAGACGAGGAGGCGUGGGACAACUCUAACUGGUAGAACAGCUGCUUUAACAAGCGUUAAUCAUCAUCAUCACACUCCUCUACAGUUGCUUCUGUCCACCACCAAUCAGCACUUUACUCCAACACAACAUUCCACUUCGGCCCAAAAUAUACAGAUCAUUCUGACAGGUUUUACUACGACGACACUGGUUUUGGUUCCAGCCCAAAUGUUAGAGUUUUUAUUGUUAGCUCAUAACAAAAUAAUAAAAUAUCAAGGUUGGCUAACAAAGCUAUCCAGUAAUGCAUGGCACAUGCCAGGUUGCAUUAGUGUUACCAUAGCAACGACACAAACAUGGCAUUUAUUCAGAAUAAUGAACACACACACAGGUGUUUGAGAUGUGUGUGUAUCUAAAUGCUCCUAUUUUAAUCGUGUAUAAAUAUUGUUCUGUUGUUCGAGUGUUUGAUCAUUAACUCAAGUCAAAGUGUAAUAAUAAAGAUUAUAAAUUCCUGCAUGUAGAAAAACAGAAACUGUGUUUGCUGUAAAAUUUCGAGCUUUUCCUUUUAUUCGAAUAUUUUACACGUGUAAAGUUGCAGAAACUGAAACUUUUCCUCCUAAAUAUUAAAAAGAUUUUUGUUCAGUUGAACUUUAGUAGCGUUAAUGUGGUGUUUAUUUGUUCUUCAUUAUCAUUUUAUUUCUGUCUGAAAAAUACUGA
Molecule: messenger RNA, 2135 nt
Organism: Tachysurus vachellii
Lineage: Eukaryota; Metazoa; Chordata; Actinopteri; Siluriformes; Bagridae
Gene: arfgap1
Product: ADP-ribosylation factor GTPase activating protein 1
Exons: 13
Coding region: 245-1480 (411 amino acids)
Biological process (GO): regulation of ARF protein signal transduction; regulation of endocytosis
Cellular component (GO): Golgi membrane
Molecular function (GO): GTPase activator activity
Source: RefSeq, a predicted model, not a curated record